Messenger RNA from Triticum urartu, 915 nucleotides. The record is from RefSeq and is a predicted model, not a curated record. Lineage: Eukaryota; Viridiplantae; Streptophyta; Magnoliopsida; Poales; Poaceae.
AUGCGAGAGGCGAAGCCAGUGUCGAUGAGGGCUAUGACGCUGGCGGUUGCCAGCACCGUCUGUAAAUGCUACGCGGUGCGGGGCCACAGGCCGGCAUCUUGGACGAUCCGGCACAGCCGACUGCCGCUCGCGUCCAUCGACGCCAUAGGUGCUUGUGGCUUCUGGUCACUUGGUAUUGGUCUUGGAUUGGAGUGGGCAGUUGCAAAGGAAGGGCACCUGGCCUACGCGGACUGCCCCGGCAAGCACCCCGAGGACCAACGGCAGUGCGAGAAGUGCGAGCACGGCAGCGGCUUCAAUGUGCGGAACACGGUGAUGGACGUCAUCCUCUCCUCGGUGAGGCUGGAGUGCCCGCAUGGAGGCUGUGGGCUCUACGUCACUUACCACAAGCUCGCCGAUCACCAGACCGUGUGUCCGCUCGCACCCUGCAAAUGCCCCGUGCCCAUCUGCGGCUACGAAGGCCCGCCGCCAGCACUCCCCCACCACAUCAGCAUCGUGCAUCCCAUCCUCGUGCACAGGAUCCAGUACGGCAAGGUGCUUGAUAACCCACAACUGCAAGUGCUAGUGUUGGAGUCGCAACUCUUGCUGUUCGCAGAGGAGGACGGUCGCGCGUUUUUCUUGGUCGGCGGCGUGCUCGGCAUCGGCGCGCCUAUCGCCGUGUCGGUCGUCCGCAUCAGAGCGGGGGCGUCCCCACUGCCGCACUACAUGGCCAAGCUGUGGGCGAACGGCCCGCCGAGGGAGCCCAAAGGCAGGACCGACGCUGUUAAGGUGGAAAUCGAGGUGACAAGUAGCAAGGAUCCUGGUGACGUCGCCGUGCAGGAGCUGCCCUUCUUUACAGUUCCGCCCAAGCUACUAGCCGGGGCUGGGUUGUCGAGGACGGUGUCCCUCCACAUUCAGAUUGACAAGCUCACCUCAUAA